AUGGACCAUGGGAUGGCAGUCAGUUCUUGGCCACUGACAUUCAAGUUGGUGGAAUUUGAAGAGCAACAAUCAACCAUCAACCAUUGUCCACGAUCAAUCAAUCGAUCGAUCGAUCGAUCGAUCCGGAUAACAAGGAGAGAGGAGAGUCAAGUCUGUGGAUUGAUGCAUGCCCUAUCACCAGCCUCAAUGUCGUCCAAUGGCAACAACAGUACUACCGGUAGUAUCACAGAGCAACAACAUUCUACAGAUUUUCAUGUUUCAUUCUAUAGAAUCAGAAAAAUUGAAGAUGAUUCUAUAGAAUCAAGAGAAAAUUUAAUGGAUUCUAUAGAAUAUGAUGUGUGA
Molecule: messenger RNA, 342 nt
Organism: Seminavis robusta
Lineage: Eukaryota; Bacillariophyta; Bacillariophyceae; Naviculales; Naviculaceae
Source: the annotation of a GenBank genome assembly